Molecule: messenger RNA, 2175 nt
Organism: Pristis pectinata (smalltooth sawfish)
Lineage: Eukaryota; Metazoa; Chordata; Chondrichthyes; Rhinopristiformes; Pristidae
Product: coiled-coil domain-containing protein 81-like
Exons: 14
Coding region: 271-2175 (634 amino acids)
Cellular component (GO): centrosome
Source: RefSeq, a predicted model, not a curated record
UCACGGACGCGGGAUCGUCAACGCCAAGUAACGAAAUAGCACAGCACAGCCACCUGUCCACUUCGAUGUCCCGCCUCCCGGCGACCUGAAGAACACGUGUUGUCAGCGACGUCACACUGGGUGAAGGAGCUGGGCUGAUAGGUUGCCUGUCGCGUCCUAGCAACGGUGCCGCCGGCUGUUGUUGCUGGAGGGGCGGCGGCGGCGGCGGCGGCGGCGGGAAAGGGUCGCCGAGCUCGGGGGAGCGGGAAACGUUGGACAAAAGAAGCAGCAAUGCUUGAGAGCAUACAGUGCGCGAUCUUAGAAAUUGGUAGAAGCUUCUUCCUAACUCUCUCCAACCUUUCGGCUGACGACAUUGUGAACAUAUGGGCAAAUGUUUCUGCUUUCGUGGAUCGCCACAUGUCCCUGCAGAAGGGAGUUCAUAUCUCAGGAUUGGGGACUUUUACUUUCUCACAGCAAAGAUUGGAUGUUGGACAUAGAUUCAUUUUAAUUCAAAGGCCAGUAUUUGUGAUGUCUGAAAAAUUCCUGCAGGUCCAUGGAUUAUCGCGCGCAAAACAGCACGUAUCUGGUGACAUACCCAUUGUUGAACUUAAUUUUACAUUCCUUGCUUUGGAGAGUCCUUAUGAUCGAGAUACUGUGGAAGGAUGUGUCAAAGAGACUUUGCAGAUCAUGAAUCGUUAUAUCGCCUGUAACCGUGAUGUUAAUUUCACAUUCAAAGAUAUUGGUGUGCUAACUAUACGAAAUAACAAGGUCAAAAUGAAGUUUUAUAGAGAAUUUCUAAAUGCUAUGGAUGGUAGUGGAAAUUUAGUGAAAGCCCUUUCAAAUAGACCUGGAACUGCAGAUUCAAUAAAAUCAAUCAAAGAUGUGUGCUCAAUUCGGCCUGCUACAACUAAUUCUGUUCUAUUUCCCAGGAUUCAAUCGGUUGAUGGCAAUGAACGGAAAUCAGUGAUUCAGACAAUUGAAGAAGAAAAUGAGAGAGAAAAUGAUGAAGACCCAUGUAAAGUUCAAAAAAGUGAGAUAAGCAAAGAAAAUGAACAAACUGAAAAAUUGAAGGAAAGAGAGAAAGGUAGAGAGACAGCAGAAAUGCCUCUUGUCAAGCAACCUACUGUUAGACAACCUCUGACUCCUACUAAAACCUUUUCUGUAGGUAUGAUGGAAGAUUUUCAAAAAACUGUUGAACCCAAAGAUUUAUCAGAAAGGUUGUCUUCUCCAUAUCGUUCUUUAUCCUGCAAGUCUGCCAUUCAAGGUACAAACAUGCAGGCAGUAAAGAUCAGAACACCACCUGCCACUGCCUGCUCUGAUCAUUGCAGGGCAGGACAGGAGUUAUGUUACCUUUGCAUGCAACGAGCUCUGAAAAAUUUCCCUAUUGAUCUUUCGGACAACAGAAGAAGAAACGAGAUGGAGGAGGAACAACUACUGCAGCAGUAUCAAAAAAUGAAGAACCAGGAGGCUCUCUUCCAGGAACAGUGUGAACUGUUGGCUGGCAGAGAAUAUAACCAAAAGAUUUCAGCAUUCAACGUAGGAGUCGCUGAAGCCAAAAAGAGACGGAAGAAUUCAAAAUGCAAAGACGUCUAUAAUGGAUACAUAUUCCAAAAGAGACUUUUGACACCACCAGUCAUUCUGAAGCAACAGCAAUAUGCACAGUGUCUGCAAAAACAGAUGGAAGAGAAAAAACAAAGAGAGAACAGAAAGAAACAAGAUGAUGAUUUUCUGGAUCGCUUAGAACAAGUACAGUUAGCUGAAGAUCUUGCUAUCCAGAGAGAAAUGUAUCUAAAGGAGAAGCAGGAACAAAAAGAAGCCUAUAAAAUUGCAUUGGAUAUACAGCGAAAAGAGAAAUCACGUCAGUUGCCAGCAUUUGUCCCUGAUUCUUCUGGGCCAAUCUUUGGUAGUUCUGACUUACCUGGAAAGUCAGAAGAACAAAAGCAAGCUGCACGUAAUCUUUAUAAGGACCAGAUGCAGGCUGCAGCUGAUCGUAAGAGAGAUGUCAUUCUGAAUCAAAUCUAUGAACAGAAAGCUGAGUCGGAAAUGCUGGAAAGAAACAGGAAAGGCUUAAUAGAGGAACAUAGAAGGCAGUAUGAAAAUUUACAGAGAAUACGUAAAACUUUAGAGGAAGCCUGGGAUGAAAAUGUAACUAUGAAACGAUUGAAAGACUAUGAACAAAAACAACAUUCAAAGUAA